GUAUCGUCGACCGGAGGCCGCGUGUCCGCGUCAGUCGUCACGAGGUGCGCGAGCACGGUGGACGGAUGACCGCCAGAGCCCCGAUCUCACCUGCUCGAUCUGUCAGAUGUGACAGAAGUCACGUGUACUCGAACGCGUCCGUACCUUGCGAAGUAGAAUCCCCGCGCAUGCGCGAAGUGGGUUUUCGCGGUCCCCCGAGUCUCGCGUGAGUCGUGCGUUUCCGUGAUCUCGGAUCGCCCAACGAUGUCCGCGAUCGACCGUGAAUCUAACAAUAAGACGAAAAGAUAACCGAUAUCAAUAGCAGGUGAAAACUGGGCGAGUUAUUCUUUUCCUUAACGCUCGAACGGAUGCGAGCGAAAAUCCGGGAAUUUGAAGUGUGAUUAUGUUUUAGUCCAGGGAGAAAGAAUUGAGUAAUUCACUCGAGAGAAAUGCGUGGCCGAGGAGGGAGGCCGGAAGUCGGAAAAGGUGCCUCUAAAUAAGGUUUAAGGAGAAAGAGAGAGAGAGAAAAAAAGGAAAUAAAAAUCGAGGAGGCUGGGAAUUAAGUAUCUUACUGGAGGAAGGACAGAGAUUUCGGUCUCCUUCCGACUGGAAUAAGAAACCGAUGAAAAUUGAUGCGACUCCUAGUUUACGAAGGGCGACUCGUUGCCGAAAGAGACGUACGAGUGGUAAGUGCAAAGUGUAAUCACGAUCGAUUUGCUGGCUAUCGAGAACUCGAGCGUGGAAAAAUCCACAAGUGCCCCAGGACCUCGGGUAGAGAGCGAUGCAACAAGUUCCUGACUGCCUCUCUCUAUGCGAGAUAUCAGGAGAAGUGUAAUAGUGAACUUUGGUAACCAGAGGAAGAGAAGAUUUUUUUAAUAAGCCCUGGAUGCUAGGUGGGGUCGAUUUGGCCGGAUAUUUUGAAAAUCUGGGAAUCGACUGAGUGUCCGGUAGCAAUGUCGAGACUCGAUGUCAAGGACCGAGCCAGGAUAUCUCCUGGUGCGAUCCUUGGCUCUUCCUGUGCCCACCUCGUAGUGUUCGUCACACUUUUCUUGAGCUCUGUCAGCUCGGAACAUCAUCCCGAGGACUGCUGCCCUCCGGGGACCACGUGGGUCAAAUCGACAAAUUGCUCGGACGGUUCCUCCAUAAGGCUGGAUUGUCCCAUCGGGAUUUUUAAACUCGAUCCCGAGACCUUUCCUUCGGACGAGUUCGUCAUCGCGAAUGCUUCCCUCGUUUUCUCAGAUGGAAGCAGGCCGAUACCGGCACAUCGAUUCUGUUUGGCGCGCUCGGAGGGCAAAGCCGAGGUGGCGGCGCUGGUCUGCUUCAGCGAGGCCGCCCCGGAGAUGUCGACCUGGAGGCAAACCGUCUUCACCGUUCUGAGCGUCUUCUCGGCCUUUUUCCUGAUAGUCACCCUAGUGGUCUAUUUCCUCCUGCCCGAGCUCAGAGACGUCCAGGACAAGUCUAUGAUGUCCGCGAUAGCAUCCUUGACCGUGGGCUACCUGACUCUCGCCAUGCAACAAGGCUUCCUGACCGACGAGCUCUGCGUGCCCCUGGCCUUCGUCAUGUACUUCGGGUUCCUGGCGUCCUUCUUCUGGAUGAACCUCGUGGCCUUCAACGUCUGGCGAUCGGUCUCGUGCAAGAACUUCCUGGCGAAGGAGAGCACGCGGUUCGCGACGUUCUGCGCGAUCGGAUGGGGUGCGCCGACCUGUUUCCUCGUGGCUGCCCUGAUUACUCAUCACAUGGACGAUCACCGCCUAAAACCGGGCUUCGGGGAGUCGUCGUGCUGGUUCGGUGGUAACGAGGCGACCUGGAUGUACUUCUACGGGCCCAUCGCCGUUCUCCUGGGGAUGAACAUCGUCUAUUUAGGUUCCACCUGCUGGAAGCUCUGGCACCAGUACAAGGACUGUAGCGGAAGUGGCAUCAGGAUUCUGCGAAUAAAGUGCCUCCUCUAUCUCAAGCUCGUCUUCGUCAUGGGCAUCACUUGGGUCUUCGAGGUGCUCUCUUUCGCCACGGGCAGGGUCAACGAGAUUUAUUGGAUCUCGAUGGACAUCCUGAACGGGUCUCAAGGCUUCAUCAUUUUCCUCCUCCUGGUGCCGUUCAGGAAGCGAGUCCGGAAGCUGCUGGCGCGGAAAAAGCCUUGCGGAAUUGGCUUUCCAAAAUCAUGGGCGGCCUGCGAGGACGUCGAAUGCGAAACCGUAUUGCCAGAAGAGGCGGUAGAGCUCUCUCGUUCGGCAUGAUUCCUCUGCGAAUGGACAGAAGUUCGGAUUCUUCUCAAUUCCGUCGGAUUCUACCGGUCCCCGGUUUCGUGACGCACAUCGACCCUUUGCGAUCGGCAAAUUUCUCCGAUGGGAGUACCAGCUAGUCGGAGGAAAUUUAGCACAUGACGCACAUCUCCACGGCCCAAAAAAAAGAAUACCCUCCACCACUUGACGGAUUAAUGACAUCAUGCCGCCACUAUGGCGGCAUCGAUCGCAAAGGGUUAAGGGAAUGCCUGCGAAUGCGAAUCCCUUGUUUUCGAUCUUCUCUCUACUCCUUUACUUUGGACAACCAAUGACGGCGAUUUUCCAAGGACCGCCACGGAAAACCACCUUUUCCCUUGCUUCACACAUUGCCUCUCGAUUUCGCAGCAAGAUAAAUCUAAACCGAUUUACAUUUUUCCCCCGAAAUGUAUCCCUCACUAUCCUUCCCAUUCAAGAUGUAUAUGUGUACUUCUAAUUUAAAUUUAAUCAAGAUGUAUAUGUGUUCUUCUAAUUUAAAUUUAAUCCAUAUUUCGAGUUAAAUAUUUUCUUAAUGCCGUUCGCAUAUGCGUAGAUAGUAUAUUAUUCUCAUAUUAUAGUCACGGUCGUUCUAUGUAUCAAAACGUCAGAGUAUUUAUAUAACUUUUCUCCAAGCUGGGUGCACCGAUUCAUUCGAAACUUCGACACGUGAUCAUAAAGGCCCCAAGGAAGUACGUGAUGCUCCUGAGAUUUCAUUAAAAAAAAGAAAAAUCUCUUUAGACUAGAACCAAGAUCAGACUUUUUUGUGAAAAAUGAAACUUCACGAGCAUCGCGUGCUUCCUCAGGGCCUUUGGUCUUGAGAAAGGUUUUAUAAAUAUUUUAACAUUGUGACAUAUACAGAGUGACCCCUUAAUAUCACCUUAACGAACAUCGACAUCAUUUUCAUUUCAUCGUGAAUUUUCCUGAAAAUAAGCAGUAAAAUUAGACACGUCGCCGUGACUUUAAUACCAGUACAACAUGAAGAUGCGCAAGAAGCGCAUCCCCGCGAUGUAAAAUUGCGAUAUGAAGUCAAUAUGAGAUAAAUCCGUCUACCCGGAUAGAUCCUACGUCCGUAUCGGCCUUAAAUGGAUUCUACGUGCGAAAGUGCGCAUCGAUUCUCGGACUCGCGGGUCAUUCGAUCUUAGUCUGUCAGGCGCAAGGAAGCCGCAUAUCGAGAGAGCAACAUCUCGGAUUACUUCCCCGCCACGUGGACGUAGACGGCUGCGCAAUUAUCCGGUAGGAAAAGCCGCUUCCCUCCGGCACCCAGCGAACGUGCGCAGAUUCCAAGGCGUAAAGGAACUUUGACCCCCGAGGCGGGACGCGAUCUCCGCGGAACAGAGCGCGCAUCUGUUGGCGCGAGUUUCGAUAAAUCGACCGCGCACGAGUCGAUUGCGCGCGCAACCUCCUAGGCGAGAUAUCGCUAGGGAGUUGCUUAUCGAAUUUCACGCGGCACUUUCGCGGAAUAAUCCUACGCGAGGCAUCGCGUCCGUUAAUCGCGCGAAAUUAUUCCCCGUAUUAACGUAAGAGAUAAGAGAUUAUGAUCUCUUCCUCUUUUUAGACACUCGUAUCGCAGGGACUUUUAUAAUUUAAGUGCAGCGUGCGUCAUUGCGCCUAAAGAGUGGUUCUCGGGAUGGUUCGAUGGGGGAGGAAGAAACGUCAACACCAGUUAUAUAAAUAGUAUAACCUAGAAUAUUAGUUUAGUUCUAUGUACACUAGUGUAUAGACGAUAAGGAUAUGUCAAAUCUUUACGAUUGCGUCUCAAACGAGUUCACGAGUCUCUUUAAUCCACGCAUCGCUCUCCCGGGUAGUUAAUUUUUCUUCUUUUUUUUUUCCCCUCAGAUUAAUCUUAUAAAGAAAUGCUUUAUCGAA
Molecule: messenger RNA, 4100 nt
Organism: Orussus abietinus
Lineage: Eukaryota; Metazoa; Arthropoda; Insecta; Hymenoptera; Orussidae
Product: G-protein coupled receptor Mth2
Exons: 6
Coding region: 933-2213 (426 amino acids)
Biological process (GO): cell surface receptor signaling pathway; G protein-coupled receptor signaling pathway
Cellular component (GO): membrane
Molecular function (GO): G protein-coupled receptor activity
Source: RefSeq, a predicted model, not a curated record